Molecule: messenger RNA, 4164 nt
Organism: Aptenodytes forsteri (emperor penguin)
Lineage: Eukaryota; Metazoa; Chordata; Aves; Sphenisciformes; Spheniscidae
Gene: ATRNL1
Product: attractin like 1
Cellular component (GO): Golgi apparatus
Molecular function (GO): protein binding
Source: RefSeq, a predicted model, not a curated record
AUGGCCCCCGCGGCGAAGAUGGUGCUGGGCAACGCUGCGAGGAGAGCGGGAGCUGCUCCCGCGCCCCUGGGCGUCUGGAGACCUUUCCCCUCCUCCUGCUGCUGCUGCUUCUCCUCGCUCCUGGAUGUGAACAGCUGGGUGCUCUUCUACGGCUUCUUGUACCUGGCCCUCUAUGCCCAGGUGUCCCAGUCCAAGUCCUGCGACAAAAUCUCUUGCUUCUCGGGUCAUUGUGUCAACUCCACCUGUGUCUGCGACCAGGGCUGGGUGGGAGACCAGUGUCAACAUUGCCAGGGCAGGUUCAAGUUAACAGAACCUUCUGGAUAUUUAACAGAUGGACCAAUAAAUUAUAAAUAUAAAACUAAAUGUACAUGGUUAAUUGAAGGAUACCCAAAUGCAAUAUUAAGAUUAAGAUUUAAUAACUUUCACAGAAUGUAGGCCACAGAAUGUAGUUGGGACCAUAUGUAUGUAUAUGAUGGAGAUUCAAUAUAUGCACCUUUAAUAGCUGUAUUUAGUGGUCUAAUAGUCCCUGAAGUGCGUGGAAAUGAAACUGUUCCUGAAGUAGUUACUACAUCUGGCUAUGCAUUGCUACACUUUUUUAGUGAUGCUGCUUACAACUUAACUGGAUUUAACAUUUUUUACUCAAUUAAUUCUUGUCCUAAUAACUGCUCAGAACAUGGAAAGUGUACAACCAGUGUGUCCGUACCAAGCCGAGUGUACUGUGAGUGUGACAAGUAUUGGAAAGGAGAAGCCUGUGAUAUUCCAUAUUGUAAAGCCAACUGUGGCAGUCCAGAUCAUGGGUACUGUGAUUUGACAGGCGAGAAGCUGUGUGUUUGCAAUGAUAGCUGGCAAGGUCCAGAUUGUUCUUUGAAUGUCCCUUCCACGGAGUCUUACUGGAUUCUACCAAAUGUAAAGCCAUUCAGCCCUUCUGUGGGACGGGCUUCCCAUAAGGCAGUCCUCCAUGGGAAAUUUAUGUGGGUGAUUGGUGGAUACACUUUUAACUACAGUUCAUUCCAAAUGGUGUUGAACUACAAUUUGGAAAGCAGUAUAUGGAACGUAGUACCUGUAUCCAAAGGGCCACUCCAGAGAUAUGGACACACUCUUGCUUUAUAUCAGGAAGACAUCUACAUGUAUGGAGGCAAAAUUGAAACAAAUAAUGGCAAUGUUACUGAUGAGCUGUGGAUUUUCAACAUACACAGUCAAACAUGGAGUACCAGAACUCCUGCAGUACUUGUACAUGGCCAACAAUAUGCUGUGGAAGGUCAUUCAGCACACAUAGUAGAGCUGGACAGCAGAGAUGUGGUUAUGAUUAUCAUUUUUGGAUAUUCUGCCAUAUAUGGUUACACAAGCAUUGUGCAAGAAUACUACAUCAGGUCUAACUCUUGGCUCGUACCAGAAACAAAAGGAGCAAUUGUGCAAGGUGGAUAUGGCCAUACUAGUGUCUAUGAUGAACUGACAAAAUCUGUUUAUGUCCAUGGUGGAUACAAAGCAUUACCUGGCAAUAAAUAUGGUUUGGUGGAUGAUCUUUACAGAUAUGAAGUUAAUACUCGGACAUGGACUAUUUUGAAAGAGAGUGGCUUUGCAAGGUAUCUUCAUUCAGCUGUCUUAAUAAACGGAGCUAUGCUCAUUUUUGGUGGAAACACUCAUAAUGAUACUUCCCUGAGUAAUGGUGCAAAGUGCUUUUCUGCUGAUUUUCUUGCAUAUGAUAUAGCUUGUGAUGAAUGGAAGAUCUUACCAAAACCUAAUCUGCAUCGAGAUGUCAACAGAUUUGGUCACACUGCUGUUGUCAGUAAUGGGUCCAUGUAUAUAUUUGGGGGUUUUUCAAGUGUUCUUUUGAAUGACAUCCUUGUGUACAAGCCUCCAAACUGUGAAGCAUUCAGAGAUGAAGAGCUGUGUAAAAACGCUCGUCCAGGGAUAAGGUGUCUGUGGAACAAGAAACACUGUGAAUCCUGGGAAUCUGGACAUGCUAAUAACAUCCUUAGAGCAAAGUGUCCUAAGAAAACAGCUGCUGCAGAUGACAGAUGUUACCGAUACGCGGACUGUGCGAGCUGUACUGCCAAUACAAACGGGUGCCAGUGGUGUGAUGACAAGAAGUGCAUUUCAGCAAAUAGUAACUGUAGCAUGUCAGUUAAAAACUACACCAAAUGUCAUGUGAGGAAUGAACAGAUCUGCAAUAAACUGACCAGCUGCAAAAGCUGCUCGCUACACCUGAACUGCCAGUGGGACCAGCGGCAGCAGGAGUGCCAGGCACUACCUGCUCAUCUGUGUGGGGAAGGAUGGAGUCAUAUUGGAGAUGCCUGCCUCCGCAUAAAUUCUAGUCGUGAAAGCUAUGACAAUGCCAAACUGUAUUGCUACAAUUUAAGUGGGAAUCUUGCUUCAUUAACAACCUCAAAAGAAGUUGAAUUUGUUCUGGAUGAAAUACAGAAGUAUACACUUCAGAAAAUUUCACCUUGGGUAGGUUUACGCAAGAUCAACAUCUCCUACUGGGGAUGGGAUGACAUGUCUCCUUUUACAAAUACAACUCUGCAGUGGCUUCCUGGAGAGCCAAAUGACUCUGGCUUCUGUGCAUAUCUAGAAAGAGCAGAGGUGGCAGGUCUGAAAGCGAAUCCGUGCACUGCAAUGGCAGAUGGUCUUGUGUGUGAAAAACCUGUCGUUAGUCCCAACCAGAAUGCCAGACCCUGCAAAAAGCCAUGCUCCCUGCGAACAACAUGUUCUAACUGCACGAGUAAUGGUAUGGAAUGUAUGUGGUGUAGCAGUACAAAACGAUGCGUUGACUCAAACGCUUAUAUAAUCUCCUUCCCAUAUGGACAGUGUCUAGAAUGGCAAACUGCCACAUGCUCCCCUCAAAACUGCUCUGGACUGAGGACCUGCGGACAGUGUUUGGAACAGCCUGGGUGUGGAUGGUGUAACGAUCCCAGUAACACUGGAAAAGGGCAAUGUUUGGAAGGAUCAUCAAGAGGCCCAAUGAAGCCUGCUGGCAUGCACUCUAAUGAAAUGGUGCUUGAUGCUAGUCUUUGUCCAAAAGAGAAAAAUUAUGAGUGGUCUUUUAUCCAGUGUCCAGCUUGCCAGUGUAAUGGCCACAGCACCUGCAUCAACAGUAAUGUCUGUGAUCAAUGUAGAAACUUAACAACAGGAAAACAAUGUGAAACGUGCAUGCCAGGAUAUUAUGGGGAUCCCACAAAUGGAGGACAGUGUACAGCUUGCACGUGCAGUGGACAUGCAAAUAUUUGUCACAUGCAAACAGGAAAAUGUUUCUGCACAACUAAGGGAAUCAAAGGAGACCAAUGUCAACUCUGUGACUCUGAAAAUAGGUAUCUUGGAAAUCCGCUUAGGGGAACAUGCUACUACAGUCUUUUGAUUGAUUACCAGUUCACCUUCAGCUUAUUACAAGAGGAUGAUCGCCAUCACACUGCCAUAAACUUUAUAGCAAAUCCAGAACAGUCAAAUAAAAAUUUGGAUAUAUCAAUUAAUGCAUCAAACAACUUCAACCUCAAUAUUACAUGGUCUAUUGGUUCUACAGCUGGAACAAUAUCUGGAGAAGAGAUUCCUGUUGUUUCUAAGGCUAAUAUUAAGGAAUACAGAGAUAGCUUUUCCUGUGAAAAAUUUAACUUUCGGAGCAACCCAAACAUCACUUUCUACGUCUAUGUCAGCAAUUUCUCCUGGCCAAUCAAAAUACAGAUUGCCUUCUCACAGCACAAUACUAUCAUGGAUCUGGUGCAGUUCUUUGUCACCUUCUUCAGUUGUUUCUUAUCCUUACUGCUGGUAGCUGCUGUCGUUUGGAAAAUCAAACAAACCUGUUGGGCUUCUCGACGGAGAGAGCAACUUAUGCGGGAGCGACAGCAGAUGGCCAGCCGCCCCUUUGCUUCUGUCGAUGUAGCACUGGAAGUAGGAGCUGAGCAAACAGACUUUCUACGAGGUCCAUUAGAGGGUGCUCCUAAACCGAUUGCCAUUGAGCCAUGUUCAGGAAAUAGAGCCGCAGUCCUCACGGUAUUUUUAUGUCUGCCCAGAGGAUCAUCAGGAGUCCCACCCCCUGGUCAGUCAGGUCUUGCAAUUGCAAGUGCACUGAUAGAUAUUUCACAACAGAAGCCUGCGGACUGUAAAGAUAAGAGUUCAGGAGUCAGAAAUCGAAAACAUCAUCUUUCAACACGUCAAGGAACUUGUGUCUGA